Acaulospora morrowiae is the source of this 1014-nucleotide messenger RNA. Lineage: Eukaryota; Fungi; Glomeromycota; Glomeromycetes; Diversisporales; Acaulosporaceae. The record is from the annotation of a GenBank genome assembly.
AUGCGUUUGGAAGAAUUUAGCAUUGAGAUUUUGGUAAAUGGACAACCAUUGGAGGAAUACAGUCUUCCGAUUGACAAUUCAAGUAGCGUUACCACCGGCAGAUCAUAUGUGAUCAGUAAUGAAUACACAAAGGAAAAGAAAUACAGCGAUCAUACGACAUAUGUUGCCGUGCGCGAACCAGGAUCACGAUUCGUAGUUCGUUAUUCGUCAAAUAGAUCAAGUCUGUGGAAUCCGAUGAUGGCCUAUGUUUAUGUAGACGGUGAAUAUGAUUAUACCUAUCGAGAAAUACUUUCACCAUCAUUUCGCGAAAAAGAUUGUUUUUGGAAUAAUUCACUCGACAAAAAAUAUUAUUUCAAAUUUGCCGUCACUGAAAUGAGCGACACCUCUAGUCUGAAUCAACUCACCGAACAAAAAUCAUGUGGAGGAUUAGGUGCGAUAUCAAUUUAUUUCUACAAAGCCAGGAUCAUUCCUCAGAAGAAUGUUGUCAUACCACCCUUCUCGGUGAAUCAAGCCCAGGUUUCAGAAUCGAAAACCAAUGUUGAUAUUAAAAUGACGACGGCAUUCGAAGAGGAAGGAGGAUAUGUAAACCGUCAACCGAUCUCUACCAUGGAGAAACAGAGUGAUGAUCCAAUUGCUGUAUUACACCUUCACUAUCGUCCCGUGGAUUGGCUUAGAGCCCGCGGAUUUGACAUCCCUCGUUUGACAUCACCACUUAAUUCGAACAACAACCUCAAUCUACAAACAACACGUGGACCUUCCGCAAUCACAAAUGGCGACAAUUAUAUCAAAGAUGAAUCAGAAAACGUGACCAAAUGCAAAGUAAUCCGAGAGUGCGCUGUUCAACCUGUGAUUGUCAUUCAGGAUGAUGAUGAUGAGAUAAUAAAUCCGAGUUUGUUUGGUGAAACCUUCAGUAAACGAAAAUAUGAAGAUAUAGAAGUGAUUUUAUUGGAUUCCGACGAUGAGGUGGAGAAGGCGGAAAACCUGGUUACAAAAAGGACGCGCAUAGAAUGCUAA